AUGAUCCAAAAUCUCGGGCAGUUAGACAACCGCGAUGAUGAAAGUGCAGAGCACGGCGGUUUAUCGGACAAGUCCUUACUCGGUUCGGGAUCUGUCAUGCUGAUCAAUGCCGAUCGGGAUCAACAUCAACUCAAUGUUACACUGCGUCCAGAUGAGACGCCUUCUAAGCAGCAGCUCAUUCGUUCUUUUGUAGUUGAACAAUCAAUGCGAAACUCAAUUGCCUCGGAGUCCGUUUGCUUGUUUGUUCGAUGA
Molecule: messenger RNA, 252 nt
Organism: Penicillium coprophilum
Lineage: Eukaryota; Fungi; Ascomycota; Eurotiomycetes; Eurotiales; Aspergillaceae
Exons: 1
Coding region: 1-252 (83 amino acids)
Source: RefSeq, a predicted model, not a curated record